Amborella trichopoda is the source of this 3068-nucleotide messenger RNA. Its product is annotated as protein LATE ELONGATED HYPOCOTYL. Gene Ontology annotation, molecular function: DNA binding. The record is from RefSeq and is a predicted model, not a curated record. Lineage: Eukaryota; Viridiplantae; Streptophyta; Magnoliopsida; Amborellales; Amborellaceae.
GAGAAAAUAGUAGUGGCUGAGAAUCGGUCUCCAAUUUUCUGUCUGGUUUUAGGUCAUCCACUGCCUGCAGAGCCUCACUGGAUAUAAGCUCUCUCUCACACUGCACACCUUUCCUUCGCUGUUUCACUCUUCCUCUCUCUCUCUCAACUCGCCAUUGUAGUUUUGGGGGUCCACUUUGAGCUGCCGUUGAAGAGGAGCUGCGAUCUAAGGAGUAAGUUCAGUUGAUUGACCGUCAUGGUGGUUCUGACUGGGACGAGCUGUGCGAAGUUUGAGUACAGUUUGUCUAUUAGGCAUGGCUAUGAAGAUCGCAGAAGUUGGAUUGCCUGUCGAUUUUGAUUGUUUUAGUGAUGCGGCUUUUUUGUUAGUAGCCGUGUCUUUUAAAGAUUUGUACUUUGAGAAAUGGACGAAGGAAAUUGUUCCUGGAGAUGAUCAGGGAAGAGAAAGUGAGAGUCCUUUCUGUGUAGGGUUUAUGCACGAAUAAUUCGGUUAUGGAAACUUAUUCUCCGGGAGAAGAUUUGGUAGUCAAGACGAGAAAACCCUAUACAAUUACAAAGCAGAGGGAGAGAUGGACAGAGGAAGAGCACGACCGGUUCUUGGAGGCUCUGAAACUCUAUGGUCGGGCGUGGCAGCGUAUCGAAGAGCAUAUUGGUACAAAGACCGCAGUGCAGAUUAGAAGCCAUGCUCAAAAGUUCUUCUCAAAGUUGGAAAGAGAAGCUGUGAUCAAAGGACUGCCUGUUGGGAAAGCUCAUGACAUAGACAUCCCUCCCCCUCGUCCUAAAAAGAAGCCAAGCAAUCCAUAUCCUCGAAAGACUGGUAUAGGUUCCGUAGGCCCCUUGACAGGUGGGAUAAAGGAUGGGAGUUUGUUAAUGAAGGGUCCUUCUGCAUGUUGUAGUAAAGCAGGACUCAAUUCUGAAAACAGCCACAUUAUUCAGGGAUCGACCGAGACUGCAUCAUCUCAAAGAGCAAAAGAGACCUCUAUCGACAACGAAAAUCUGGAAGUGCUGACCCUCUCUCUUGGGGCCCCUUGUUCCUCUGUCUCCUCAGCAAGCAAGAUUUCCCCAUUAGUCAAGUCGAAAACCUCAACACCUACAAGCCCUGGUGCAUUCAAAGAAUUCAUGCCCACAAAGAAGGACAGUGGUGACCAAACUCAAACCGAUGAAGGCUCUGCUACUAGUAAAUCCAAGAAAACCCCCAAGCCAGAUAACCAAAGUGAAUUGACAGAAUUAGAGAUUGGAAGGCCCGAUCAAUUGAAUUUGGACUAUGGAUCUGCUGUGUAUGUUACUAGUACUCAUGUACCAGUCAGGGAUAAUACAGAUGAUUUAAAACAUCCAAGAAAGCUGGAGCUUCCACGAAAGAAUGACACUCAAGCUACCCAGAACUACCCUAGGCAUGUACCAGUGCAUGUAGUUGAUGGGACCCUAAACAAGUGCAUGCAUUCAUCUUCCUCUAAUCCAACAAAUUCAGUAUCUACUGUUCACCAGAUGGGAGUUCAUGGAAACCCAAGGCUAAUUGCAACCCCUAGCCUUUCUGUGACUUCAGAUUCAGCAGCUUCUACCAUGUGCCCACAAUUCCCAAUGUUCCACCCAUCUUUCACCCCUUUUCAUCUCAACCCAGAAGCUUAUAAGCUCCUAGCUCCAUCUGCCAUGAACCUAUCAUGUGUACUCUCUAGCUACAUUAUAGCAAAUCUCCUCCAAAACCCAGCUGCUCAUGCAGCAGCCACCCUUGCAGCCUCGUUCUGGCCCGGCUUGGACUUUGAAACCCCUCUUGAUGCCACCACUGCUGAAAUACUCAGAUCAAGUGCUCCACUAAAUUAUGUGGAUGUUUCUCCACCAAAUAUAGCGGCAGUUGUAGCAGCUACAGUAGCAGCUGCUUCUGCUUGGUGGGCCUCUCAUGGGCCACUGCCCCUUUCCCAUCCCCAUCCCCAUCCCCACCAUACAUGCUUCUUUGCACCAUCUGCAACUCUGGUCCCUGUAGCUGAACCUUCCCCUGUGUCUGAGGAGAAGAAAGAAGAGAAAAACAAGGAAAGCAUGGAUCAGGAUGGACCUCCCUUCAAGCAACCACAGAAAGCGCAAGCCCGUGAUGCAGAUUUUUCACCCAAUUUACAAGCAAGAAUCCCAGUUUCCACAAUGGCAUCUUCUUCAGACUUGGAGGACAGCGAGGGAGUUGGAUCUGAUAAUUCAAAGCCAAAAGUUUCAGAGCACGAGCAGAAGCUUCUAGCUGUAGAGGUGGUUAAUGGGAAACCCAGGAAGCAGCUGGAUCGAUCAUCGUGUGGCUCUAACGCAUCUUCUAGCAGUGACAUAGAGACUGAUAAUUUGGAGAAGAAUGAUGAAGGUAAGGAGGCAUCCCCAGUUGCAGAGUUCUGUUAUUCUGGAAAUGAAUUUGGUCGUCGCUCAAGGACGGCAGGAGCCAUCAGCGAUUCAUGGAAGGAGGUUUCAGAAGGGGGACGCCUGGCCUUCCAAGCAUUGUUUUCUAGAGAAGUCCUGCCUCAGAGCUUCUCACCCCCUCACAAUCAAAAAGACAAGACUAGCAAUGCCACACAUAUCGAUGGAGAAGUAAAGCGAAAAGACAUGAGCAAAAGUUCUGACAGCAAAGAAGGAAAUGUGGAUCUCAACACUGCCACGUGGGUCGAGGAUCACUGUACCAAUGAAGAUUCCUCUGAUACUACAAGGGGGAAUCGGCCCCAAACAGGGAGUUCUGUAAGUGAGGAAGAGAAAGGGAAUGGAAAAACAGAUACAUUGAAUGGCAAGUUGCAGGCUUGCAGAAUGGGGUUUGAGCCUUACAAGAGGUGCUCAGUGGAGGCAAAGGAGUGCAGGCUUGUGGAUGGAACGAGAGAGAAAGGAUUGAAGAGGAUUCGACUUGAACAUGAAUCCAACAGUCCAACCUCUGUUGGGAGCUUCUUAAAGCGAGCUCAUUGCCCAUCGUAGGAAGAUAAUGCUGGAAGUCUCCGUCGGUUAAAGUAUAUGCCAUGUUAUGCCUCUGGAACGGUGCCUUGUAUUGUUAUGUACAAUCAUUAUUCAGUUAUUAGUAUUUUGAUGAUAUUCAAUGCAGUAAAGUUCUUUGUUUUGUUA